This is a messenger RNA of Cygnus olor (mute swan), 4809 nucleotides long. It is a transcript of the gene CHORDC1, whose product is annotated as cysteine and histidine rich domain containing 1. Gene Ontology annotation, molecular function: zinc ion binding. Lineage: Eukaryota; Metazoa; Chordata; Aves; Anseriformes; Anatidae. Gene Ontology annotation, biological process: centrosome duplication. The transcript is spliced from 12 exons. Bases 147 to 1142 code for a protein of 331 amino acids. The record is from RefSeq and is a predicted model, not a curated record.
UCUCUCCCCGCUUCCUUCCUUCCCCCGACGAAGCUUCGUGAAGAUUCCGGAAGGCUCCGGCCGGUUCUUUUCUCCGAGGCACCCGAGCCGCACCGCUCCAACAGGCUCCCGCUCUUCUUCCCCCACCACCCCGCGCCGCCGCCGCCAUGUCCUUGCUGUGCUACAACCGGGGCUGCGGCCAGCGUUUCGACCCCGAGACCAACACGGAGGAUUCAUGCACGUAUCAUCCAGGUGUACCGGUCUUUCAUGAUGCUCUCAAAGGUUGGUCAUGUUGUAAGAGAAGAACAACAGACUUUUCUGACUUCUUAAGCAUUGUGGGCUGUACAAAGGGUCAUCAUAAUAGUGAGAAACCUCCUGAGCCUGUUAAACCAGAAGUCAAAACUACCUCUGAGCGAAAGGAGCUAGCUGAACUGAAACCCAAAUUUCAAGAACACAUAAUUAAGGCACCAAAACCACUGGAAACAAUUAAAAGACCAAGCCCAGAUGAGCCAAUGACAAAUUUGCAGCUGAAAGUAUCAGCUUCCUUGAAGCAAGCACUAGAUAAACUGAAACUGUCAUCAGAAAACGAAGAGAAAAAAGAGGAGGACAGUGAUGAAAUCAAGAUCGGGACAGCAUGUAAAAAUGCAGGCUGUUCAAAAACGUACCAAGGACCGCACAGCACUGAAGAUGUAUGUAUAUACCAUUCUGGUGUACCUAUAUUUCACGAAGGGAUGAAGUAUUGGAGCUGCUGUAAAAGGAAAACGUCUGACUUCAAUACAUUUUUAGCUCAAGAAGGCUGCACAACAGGAACACACGUAUGGACUAAAAAGGAUGCAGGAAAGAAGGUAGUUCCAUGCAGGCAUGAUUGGCACCAGACUGGAGGAGAAGUGACUAUUUCUAUAUAUGCUAAGAACUCUGUUCCUGAUCUGAGCUAUGUAGAAGCAAAUAGUACAAUGUUAAAUAUUCAUAUUAUAUUUGAAGGAGAAAAGGAAUUUCAUCGCAACGUGAAAUUAUGGGGAGUAAUUGAUGUAAAGAGGAGUUAUGUGAACAUGACAGCUACAAAGAUUGAGGUUACUAUGAGGAAAGCAGAGCCUCUAUUAUGGGCGAGUCUUGAAUUACCAGUAUCCAACACAGAACAAAAGAAAGAGAAUUCAGAUCAAUAAUAAUUCCAAGAGACAAGAUAUAUCCCAUCAUGAAGUGGUGACUUGCUACUGUAAUCAAGUAUUUAACUUUUAUAUAGAUACUUUUUUUUUUAUGCUAGACCUUAUGUUCCACUCUACAAAAAAAAAAAAAAAAAAGAUGCACAGUAAAUGAGGGUGUCAACUUGAAGAGUAAUAGCUGGUUCUUCUGCUCUUGCUCCCGUGAGUGUAUUUAUUCUAGCUGGAGCGUCUCCAUGGGAAUUUAAAAUAAGAGCUAUUGCCCUGUGUUUACAAUCUUACCUACUAUGCACUGACUACCCAAACACAUAAGCUUUCAGUCCACAGCGUGUGUUAAUUUUUCAAGUGUUCUGUUUAGACUGGAUCUCCUUGGUAGUAUAUGUUCAAUUCAGCACUCUUCAUUAUGAAGCAUACAGUAUUACAGAUCUGAGUUUUUGAAAUGAUAAACAUGCAAUUCCACAUCUAAAAUAAAAAGGCACAUAAAAAUAAAUGUGAAAGAACACUUGUAGACUUCCAUUUUUGUUUGCUGAAACUAAUGUUUGUUUCAAUAUCUGCUGGCUGUAGAGGUAUAAAAUAAAAGGUAUUUUAGUAAAUGUUUCAGUAUUUCCCGACUCUUGCUGUCUUUCAGGUAUAAAAGCAGAUCAGAUUAAAAUAAGAAAAAAGAUGGCAAGAGGGGAUUUUUCUUAUUCUCCUAACUUUGGUACUUGAAUUUUUAAAUGUAAACAUGAAUGGACAGUGAAUAAGGCUGAAUAACAGCAUCUCAGCUGUAGAAAAUACACAAACUGCAGAAUAUUGUAAAGUUACCCAGCUACUGUAUAUAUUUGACAGUCUUUACAAUGUCUAUUCGGUCCUAUUCUGCAAAGUUCAAAACUGAAUUUUCUCAGAGUCGAUAUUUUUAGGAGGAGAAGACAGUAUGCACUGUAGGUAUCUUGGGAAAAUCCUUUCUAUGUAGAUACGCAGAGCUCUUGUUCCUGAGGAUGGUAAUUUAGGAACUAAAUUUAUGGGAUAAAUAAAAUCUUAGAAGAAACAAACAACAAGCUUUCAAAUGCCUGUCUCAAAUCGUAAUUGUACUGUUGAGCUAAAAUAUUUUUAAAAUAUCUUUUUGAAGAGCGUAGGCAAAAUUGUAAUUUGAAAUUAGGACCUUAAAUUUGUUUUCAGUUCUGCAGCAAUAAUGAUUUGUAGCUGAAAACAGGAUAGUUUUAAAGAUGAGACUUCUGUCUAAGGAAUAAUUCAUGCAGUAAUACUGCUUUCUAUUGCUGCUUGAAAUCGUUCCUUAAUUUUAGAUUGCAGCUGAAAGAAAAAUGUUUUAAUGUGUAAGUCAACCAAAAUAUAUAUUAUUAUUUAUUAUGCCAAAACUUAAAUAUAUAAACAAGUAGUCCUGUGGACUGUGGAAUGUGCUGAUGCUCAUCUAUCUACCUUGGCAGACCUGAAAUGAGUCCAAGAGAAACAGUGAAAGUAGUAAAGGCAUUCUGAAGUCAAGCAGGGAUUUUUCAGAAUCUUAGCGUUUUCCAACAGGUAUAAUUUGCGUUGAGUUCAGAGUGCUGUCUUCAGUAGUACUUGAAAUCCUUGAAGUAGUAACACAUGCAUUACUGAAGAAACCAGCCCCAAACACCUAAAAAGUAACGCUGGUGUUGAAAUGUUUUAGUGCUGCUUUAACUUUUUCCUUAUUGAUUUGGAGGAAGUGUGGUUGCUUACUCCUUUGGGCCCCUGUUAAAAGUUCAAGUGCCAAGUUCUGCCUGAAAAAUUCUAUCGAAUUCUAAUAAUGCCUUUUAAACAAAAAUAAAUGCAUUUGAAAAUGUCAGAUGCAGUGAAGUGGUAAGGUACAAGCUUACAAAAAUGUAUUCCUGCAGUUGCACCUCUAAAAAUUGUUCAGGUGUUCCCCAUUGGGGAAACAGAAUUUCUUCAAAAACAAAAUUUCUUUUUUUAAGCAAUUCUUGUGAACCCUGAGUAUACUAAGCACUUAAUUGAGCAAAAUCUAUAUGAAUGGACUUUUGCUUUAACAUUGUAGACUUUGGGACCCUGUAGCUGUUUUUUAUACUCCUUGAAACUAGAUUCUGCUAGAAGCAGGAUCAACAUUGUAGUAGUGAGUGGAAAAAAGCUCCUGCAGACAAUGUCCUUGGUUUUGCUUUUUUUUUUUUUUUUUUUAAGUAUUUGUUAUUCAUCCCUUCUAUUCUUGUUGUUCAUACUCUCAGCAGGGAACUACAGAUGCCUCAGGAGUUGCAUAAUGGCUUUUCCCCCUCAGUGACAGGGUAAACACUUUUAAAAUGCACCUGUUUAAAAACGUGAGCAAACAAAAUCCCAGUUUAUAUCAGGCAAAAAAGGUGUAGAUUUUACAAAUAACAGCCUGCUUCUCCAUGGCUUAUGAUGAUUUUCAAAAAGUUAAGCUUUCAGAUGGCAUAUGUCAUAAGUCUUGUUUAACUGCAUUCUUAGCAGCUUUUUAUAACUAUUUGCGUGCAUCCGUCAUCAAGCUGCAAAAGCUGUAUUGCUGAACUUGAGUACUUUGAGCAGAUCAUUGUGGUUGCUCAAAACAGUCUUCAACACACUGGUGUUUUACAAAAUGACAUCUUGAUGUGGCUAAUGGUAUUUAUUUUCAACAGAAUUGGGUUUGACUUUGACUUUCAUUAGUAAGGGGAAAAAAGAUAACUAUGGUAUAUGAAAAUAAUCAUAAUGCUUCUCAAAUGCAAGUUUUGAGAACUAAGCUAAACAGUCUUGCUCAUGCAGGCUGUCACCUAUUUAAUAAUAGUGAAAUUAAAUAGGAGAAGUGCGAAAUGUUAUGUACUGGGAUAUGUGCAGUUCAGUUUGCCUUUCAUGGUUUUGAGAGUUGUCCUGUAUUUAACAAGUUGUUUAACUUGUGGUCUAGCUAUAUUUUUAUAAUUCAUAAGACUCUAAAAAGCUAUACUGUGUUUCAGAAUGGGUUUGCAUAUUACAUGUAGACAGCACAUUAUAUGUCUCAGAUAUGACUGUCCCAGGGGCAUGUAAAACUUCACAAUACAUUUUUAAUGAGACAAAAACUCUGUGGGUGCACGAAUUUGUAACAGAAAUCUUAAAUCUUUUCCUCAUGCUUAAGCCCAUUUUCCUACCUACUAUUGUAUAUCUAAAACAGAACAUUUCCUGGAGGAGUUGGAGUUCAUUUUUAAUGUUCACACGCUGUUAGCACUUGGCUGUUCAGAUGCUCUGUUAUAUUUUACAUGGCACUGAUGUAACUUCACAAAAAAAUCUUCCAUCUGAUGAUCUUCUGGAACACCUGCAUUAUCAAGUCACCAUUUCAGUAGUUUAGAGAUUAAUUAUAUUAGGAAUUUUGCCUUGAAAAAACAUCUACUUAUUCUAUGUAAUGAUGCAUUUUUUGCUUGCAUUCUUUAAAAAUGGCAUGAUUACUGGUUAAAUACUGUACCUGUUAAUCAAUUGUCUUUCCCUAUGGCUACUAUUUUUUUGUCUUCGUUCCGGAAAGAGAUCCUAUUUAAAGUAAUGAGUUACGUGUCUGGAACACUGUUUUAAGGCGCUAAUAAUUUUGCUAUUAUAAAUAAGAGUCUUGAAUUACGGUUGGGGGGGAGAGAUGUCUUUUUGCAUGGUUGUUUGAUUCUGCACAUUCAUAAAAAAAAAGCAGAAAUGAAUCUGAUGUCUUCAUGUUCCAUUUUUUUCUAAAUUUAUUCAAUAAAAUUCUUAUUACAUGCUG